AUGACUGUCCAUGGUGAUGAGAUAACACAAAAAAAAGACGCAAACAGAAACGAGAGUGUGAACGAAGAAGGCGAGAAAAAUAUAAAGGAAAACCCUGAACUUUAUGAACAGGCCAAAAUAAAAGAAAGACAGCGUUAUCAAAGACGUAAAAAAGAAGAAGCUGCCGAUCAACCGACAGGAGGCAGUCAAAACAGUUAUUUUUAUUCACCGGAAGACACGAACAUUGCUACGCCAUCUUCGUCGAGAAAUAGAUCGAAAGACAAUAGAGAGUUGGAAAAAGUAAAAAAAGAAAUGGAAAAAUUGAUGAGAAAAAGUUUUAAAUAUAAAACGCGGUAUUACAGAUUAAAAGACAAGCAUUUAAAAGAACAGAAAGAAAAAAUGAGACCAAAGUCAAAAGUAGAGAGAGAAUUGAAUGGUAAAAAUGUACCGCUAGAAAUUAAAAAAAAGGUGCUUUCUGCUGAGGUGUUAAAAACACAACUAGAAAUAAAUUUCAAAGCAAGAGGAGCAGAUAUACCAGAUUUGGAUAGUUUAGCUUCAGUACUGAAACAAAACUACCCGGGCAUAACCUUCAAAGUAGUAGUGGAAGAAGAUAUUGAAGUUUUAAAUGAUGUAAUUCCCCUUAAUAUCAAGCCUUUUAAAGGCACUAUGAAAGCAAGACAACUGGUCUGGACUCUUAAAUAUAAUAUUAUGAUUCAUUUAAGACGAUUAAGCUGUCUAACUUACAAACCUCCAAAUCCUUGCCUUCAUUAUCACUUGGGUGAAAUGCUACUUGUUCCUGCUGUUAAUAAGAAUCAUCUCAGAUAUUCAGAUAUUUAUUCUGAUAGUUCUAACGAUGAUACGCAGAGCCCAAUUCCAUAUCAAACAGAAAAAAAAAUAGUAUCAGAGAUAGGGGAUAAAGAGGUAGUUGAUUUCAACAACGUCAAGAAACCACUACCUGUGCCAAUAUCAUUAAGAAGGAAUAAGUUUCGAUUUACAAAUGAACAUUUCAAUAGAUUUACUAAUGGUAGUCAAGCACUUCAUGAAUGGUUGACCCGAGACUAUAAGUUCUCGGAAGCCUAUCUAGGGAGUGAAAUAAAUGAGGAAUUAAUAAAUCGAAAGAAGUAG
Messenger RNA from Psylliodes chrysocephalus, 1104 nucleotides. The record is from the annotation of a GenBank genome assembly. Lineage: Eukaryota; Metazoa; Arthropoda; Insecta; Coleoptera; Chrysomelidae.